UGGCACGCACAGCGCGCUCAUUCCGCUAGCGAGCAGCGCGCCGAUAGUACGCCAUCACGCUAUGCGCGUACCUGUUCAGUUCGCACGCCGCGCGCGACACCACUCCCGCGCUCGUCAUGUUACCACACUCUGUUGUUUUGUGCCAUCAGUUAGUUCGUGAACAAGUGCAGUUCCAUCUGUUCCCGAAGCGCUGACCGUGCGCUCGGAUCGCUCGCGAGAAUAUCGCGGAUUUUGCGUGCCCGUCGACGUUGGAAGCGUUAAAAUUUCGGGUGGGUCGAGGAGAAUUAUGCGUGGGGCGUGCGCGUGCGCAGUGGUGUGCGCGUUGGUGGCGCUGUGCGCGGCCUCGAGGCUCGACGAAGAGACGCGCGCUGCCGCCGAGCGGCAACUGCUUGCGCUGCUCGGUUUGCAGCGGCGACCUCUUCGUAGUACCACUACGAUGCCGCCAGUGCCCCGCGCCAUGCGCCUGCUCUACGAGACGCAGUCCAUUCCAGCCGCCGCUGCCAACACUGCCCGCUCAUAUUAUCACACUCCCACCGAAAUCGACGUGCGAUUUCCCAAUGAGCAUCGGUUUCGACUUUUCUUCAAUGUGAGCGCGGUCCCCAGUGAUGAGAUCGCACGCGGUGCCGACGUUACCUUCCAACGCGCAUCCGACGCGACCAGCGAUCAACGACUUUUGUUAUACGAUAUAGUAAGGCCCGGACGUCGCGGCCAAAGUGCUCCUAUAUUAAGGUUAUUAGACUCUAAACCACUCAGGCCCGCCGAGGGCACCCUCACCGCGGACGCGAUUGGUGCUGUGCGACGGUGGCUAAAAGAGCCUGAACAUAAUCAUGGACUAUUAGUGCGUGUUAUGGAAGAAGACACAAACGGUACAGAUGCGCGAGUGCCACAUGUGAGAGUGCGGAGACGUGCAUCUGAAAACGAAGAGCAAUGGCGCGCUAGUCAGCCGCUAUUGCUCCUAUAUACAGAAGAUGGUCGAGCGAGAGCCGCUCGAGAGCUUGGUGAGACUCGGCUCAUGAGAAACAAGCGGGCCGCGAAGAGAAAAGGACACCGCGCUCACCAUCGCCGUAAGGAAGCACGGGAGAUAUGUCAGCGGCGACCGUUGUACGUAGAUUUCCAAGAGGUGGGGUGGAAGGAUUGGAUCGUGGCACCUCCAGGGUACGAUGCGUACUACUGCCAGGGUGACUGCCCAUUCCCGCUCGCUGAUCAUUUAAACGGGACGAACCACGCUAUAGUACAAACUCUCGUGAAUUCGGUGAACCCGGCGGCGGUACCUAAAGCGUGUUGCGUACCGACCCAACUCGCCCCUAUUUCCAUGCUAUACUUGGAUGAAGAAGCGAACAAAGUGGUGCUCAAAAAUUAUCAGGACAUGAUGGUGGUGGGCUGCGGUUGUCGAUGACGAAGGCGCCCCCCACGCCCGGUGCGGACCUAGUGAUAAUAUCGUGGACCCAGUGUACAUAUAGUAGUGGCCUCGAAAAUUGUACAUAUCUCUUUGUGUAUAUAUUCGUGUAAUUACUAUUUUAUUGAAACAAAAAUAUAAUAAAACAUUUAAUUUGAAA
Messenger RNA from Achroia grisella, 1556 nucleotides. RefSeq names its product protein decapentaplegic (gene dpp). Gene Ontology annotation, cellular component: extracellular region. Lineage: Eukaryota; Metazoa; Arthropoda; Insecta; Lepidoptera; Pyralidae. The transcript is spliced from 2 exons. The record is from RefSeq and is a predicted model, not a curated record. Gene Ontology annotation, biological process: BMP signaling pathway; SMAD protein signal transduction. Gene Ontology annotation, molecular function: growth factor activity; cytokine activity. The coding region runs from base 287 to 1396 and encodes 369 amino acids.